CGUAACAUCCUCGGACUCGCUAGUCAACAGCUUUUCUACAACUUCAAUGCGCACUCGUUUGGCAAACUUUUGACAAUGAUAGACGGCAGCCCUAUGGGUUCAGUUGAGCCACGACUAAGUGCUUCCUCGCAUGCUGGAAUAUCUCCUAUACCCCAAGGAGUAGCGCAUUGCGAUAACAAUGGCACAAAAGAGGCCUCCACAAGCGUCUACGUUGCGGGUGAAGUAGGCGUUGAUAACGAGGCCACUGUUAGACAACCGACGACGAAAAAGCCGAUCAAUUUCUACCUCGCCUUUUUCGCUAUCAACAUUGCUUGCUUCAUUUUCUCUCUCGACUCUACCAGUCUUUCGGUAGCAAUUCCCUCCAUUGCUGAGCAGCUCCAUGGCACAACGCUUCAGUCUUUCUGGGCUGGCAUCGCCUUUCUUCUUGCGACCGUCAUCACACAGCCGUUGUAUACGAGCAUGUCUGACUUAUAUGGCCGCAAACCUCUUUUCCAAAUUGCAUUUUUCUUAUUCACCGUUGGAUCUAUUGUCUUUGGGCUCGCACCCAAUAUGCCUGCCAUAAUCAGUGGGCGGUUGAUACAAGGUUUAGGAGGCGGAGGCAUGGAUGUUCUUAGCGAGAUCAUUGUGGCUGAUAUGGUUGCGCUCAAAGAUCGACCGGUUUAUCUGGGGCUCAUGGCUAUCCCUAUUGCAGUUGGGAGCAUUCUUGGCCCAUCUCUAGCUGCAGUCCUCGUCCAAUAUGCCAGUUGGAGAUGGAUUGGUUGGAUAAAUCUUCCCCUUAUUGGCGUCGCAUACCCACUUAUCCUCUUUUGCUUAAAGUUGAAACCAAUCGACAAGCCGCUGAUGCAAAGGACGAAACAAUUGGAUUGGGUAGGAAUGGCGAUUUUCACUUCAGCGUGUACACUAUUUGUGCUGCCACUUACAUGGGGAGGAACACUCUAUUCGUGGCGGUCUUGGAAGACUUUGCUCCCUUUCAUGGUGGGCGGCCUUAGUCUCAUAGUGUUUGCUUGGUAUGAAUCCAAGCCGCUGAGACCUAUCAUUCCGCAUCGCAUCUUUUAUUCACGAACUGCUUCAGUGACGCUAGUUGGAGCAAUCUUUCAUGGAAUGCUACUGUUUGCUCUCAUGCAGUAUCUCCCAUUCUUCUACCAGGCUGUAGCAGGCGAGACUCUCAUUCAUUCUGCGUUGUCACUGCUUCCUACAUCCAUUAUUUCUGUCUUGGCUGCUGGCUCAUCUGCGGCCUUGGUUGGCCCUCUCAAGGGUUAUCGAUGGGCCAUGUGGCUAUCUUGGAUCAUCUUAACCGUGGGAACAGGAUUGUUAUCUCUACUCAGCGAGUCUUCAUCCACGGCUAUGAAAUACAGUAUCCCUGUCGUGUGGGGAUAUGGUAUUGGUGCUCUCCUUCGAGUACCUCAGCUGCCUAUGCAAGCUAGCGUCUCUAGAAUCGACGAUACUGGUGUCGCUAUUGGCCUGCUUAUGUUUUGUCGCUUGCUUGGCGGCCUCACAGGACUAGCUAUCAGCUCGACCAUCUUUAGUAACGUGUUUGGGCCUUCUAUCUCCAAAAUUAUUCCCGAUCUGCCUGCCAAUCUCCAGGUACUUGGAAACGCAAACACGGCCGUCGAAUUCAUCCCGAAAUUAAGGAUAAUUGAUAUACCAUCGGAUACAUUGCUCUUAAUUCGGAAAGCAUAUUUGGAUGCUUUCAGAGCAAUCUUUUACACCAUGACUGGCCUUGGUGGCCUAGGAUUCUUGAUUUCUCUAGGCACGGAAGAAUUAUCACUCAACAAGGAGGAGCGUGGCCAACAGCAAUUUGAAGAAGGCUCAUGA
This is a messenger RNA of Trichoderma asperellum CBS 433.97, 1815 nucleotides long. RefSeq lists its product as uncharacterized. NCBI's taxonomy places the organism in Eukaryota, Fungi, Ascomycota, Sordariomycetes, Hypocreales, Hypocreaceae. Gene Ontology annotation, cellular component: plasma membrane. The record is from RefSeq and is a predicted model, not a curated record. Gene Ontology annotation, biological process: transmembrane transport. Gene Ontology annotation, molecular function: transmembrane transporter activity.